AUGUCAAAGACUUCCAAAAUUUCUACUAAAAAUGCAAGAAAAGGCCACAAGAGGAAACCCAAGGAUUUGGAAACUCAUGAAGAAGCAAAGGAAAAGCCUACCAAGCAUUCUCGGAAGCAAUAUGACUUUAAAAAAGUUGACGAAGAUGCUUUUGAAGAUACCAAGCUUAUUCAGGACUACUUGCCUGAAAAAGCAGUGAAACAUUACAAAGUAAUCUCAAAGUUCAUCAAUGAAUUCAACUGCAAUUCCAAAGACAUGAAUAUCUACCGGAGGGCAUUCGAGAGAGACAAAAUUAUUGAUUAUAUUCAUGAAAAUAUUGAAGAAUCCAAGUCUGGACUCAUGUAUAUCAGUGGCCACCCGGGAACCGGCAAAAGUUCUAUACUCAGAGUUGUUUUGAAAAUGCUGGACAUGGAAAUGGACAAAGACCAAGAUCUUAAAGAGACACUGCACAUUUUCAAUUAUAAUGGAAUGAUUUUUAAAAACCUCUAUGACUUUUCAGUCCAGUUUAUUAAAGACUUCCGCAAGGAAUUCCUGAACAAAGACUCCAAGAACAUCGAGUCUCAGCUUAAAAUGACCGACGAUGUGAUCGACCUUGGAAACAGAAUUCAAAAAUUGCUGUUUAACUACAAACAAUACCAUAAACUGAUCAUUAUUGAUGAAGUAGAUAAUCUCUCGAUGACUGAGUCUGCAAGGAACUUUGUUGCGUUCCUGAACUCAAUCUUGAAGUCUGACACAAACACGACGAUCAUCGGCAUUGCGAACUCUGUCGACCUUCUGUCCAAGGUGUCUCAGCACAACAGCAAAGAAAUGGAACUAGUCGAGAAAUAAAAUUGUUUUUCCUCCCUACAAAGAGAAAGAUGUCAUCGAAAUUUUCAAGAAGAAGAAAGAGAAGUUCUGAGCCAAGUAUAAAGUUGAAGCUGAUUACAUUACUCCUGAAGCUCUCAAGUAUACGGCUCUGAAAGUCUCAAAAGUGUCAGGAGACAUCAGGGUCGCCUUUGAUUUGAUUAAGUCAGCUUUGACUCAUUUAACUCUACAGUACAGACAAGAAGCUAUUAAAUGAAAAGAUAAGGAUGACUCUUGAGUAAGCAGUGAAUCUACUCACCUUGAGGAAAACAAGAAUGACAAGAGUUCGUUGUUACCUCCUGGCAAACAAGCAUCUCCAGACAAGAAGCCUUCGAUAGAUAAUUUCAAGAUAGACAUUAAUGAUCCCAAAGCAGACGUAAAGCUGAUUGUAUAUCUCUGUAAGACCAAGUUGGCGAUAAAAAGCAUGGAUAUUAUCAAGACACUUCCAAGCCAGCUUAUAGUUACUCUGAAGACUCUUGUCUAUGUGUUCGAUGAGAAGAAUAGCAUCAACAAAAACUUCAAGGUCUCUGAGCUUUUCGCAGCUAAUUCUAGAACUUUGGGGAAACUUGGGUUGUUAAACUCGAGCAUGUCUGAUUUCUGAAAUGGAUUAAAGACUUUAGAAAACUAUGGAAUGAUAAGCUACACAGAAGGUAAGAAUGCUAAAGCUGGGAAAGUUUCGCUUAAGAUUGAUAUUGAGGAGUUAAAGAUGGGUCUUGAUGAAACUGAUGUUCUAUAAUCAUCAAAUAUUG
Messenger RNA from Moneuplotes crassus, 1592 nucleotides. Lineage: Eukaryota; Ciliophora; Spirotrichea; Euplotida; Euplotidae. The record is from the annotation of a GenBank genome assembly.